CUUCCAUUCUUGCAGCAGAGUUAUUGUCUUCUCUCUCUUAAAAAACCUCCUAUCUCUCUUUCUCUCUCUCUCUCUCUCUCUCUCUCUCUCUCUCUCUCCCCCUUCACCCACGCAACCGGCAAUUCAAUCUUCCUUUCCGGAUUCAAUCUCAAUCGGCUCGGGGCUUCCGAUUCAGAUUUGGAAACCAAAAUUAAAAAAUUAAAUUAAAUUUAACAAAAAGAAUUGAAUUCGAUUAGGGUUUCAAAUCUAUCAAGGCGAUUUGAGAUUUCUGGGAAAUUUCCCCAAUUAUUUGCGAUGACUAACCGUGGAGACCGAGAUUUACACACGAACGACGAGAUCGAUUGCGUUGGGGAUCAAUCGAACGGUGGCGAAUUGGAGAACUCGUCCGCCACGAACGGUGUGGGGAGCUCCGCCGCUGGACCGGCGUCGAGGAGCGAGACUGGGCUCGAGGAGCGGUUGACGGGGAUACUUGUUGACGAAGGAGAUGGAGAUCUGUUGCUCCAGCAGAGCAAUCGGGAGGACCGCGUUUUGCAGUGGCUAGAAGCGCUUGAUAUGCAGGUUAUGGGGGCGUGUCGCGCCGACGAGAGGUUGAAGCCACUGUUGAAGAUGAAUGCCUCGAAUGACGUCGCAGAGGAUCGAUUGUUAGCUCAAUUGAGCCAGCACUUCGGGCCAGCGGAAGUUGGAAUGCUAGCGAGGUGCUUCUGUAUACCUCUCGUUUCUAUUCGUGUGGGGAAGAUCAACAAGCAAGGGACUCUCUUGUGCCCCACUGCUGCAAGGGGCAAUUUAAAUCUUACUGUUUUGCCAACUUCAAAUUUACGCCUUUCAUUCGUUGGGGAUGAUGGUCGUAUAGAUAGACUGUGCACCUUACAUAACAAAUCCCAGUGCUUUGCUGUAGAAAUCAAUGAAAUUCCAGCAGACAAUUCUGGCCGGUCUUUCCUUAUUAAAAUCCCAGAUGGCCAGAUUUUAUACUUUUGGUGCUCUGAGACAUCACGACUUUUGGGAAUUGAAUUGCUUUCAAAGAUGAAGGAUCUGCUCAAGAGGAAGCCCUCCAUAGCCGAGUUAACUGGAAUCAGUGAACCUCGCCUUGGUUGCUUUGCAACUCACCUACGUUCCUAUCUGGUGGGCUCAACAGUAGGUGGCAGUGUGUCAAGUUCUGCAGGCUCACCUUCUGAUUUGGAUACCACCACAGAACCAUCUGAUACAGCUCAAGAUGGACAAUUCUCAUCCACAUCAUCAAAAUCCCUGCGUUCCCGACAUGGUGUCAAUCAGUCCAUGAAGGCAAAUUCAUCAUUUCAGGGUCGCCUGAGCCCAAGGUCAAGUUCCUUCAAAGAUCUGCCCAGAACCUUGUCUUCUCUGAGGAAUAUUACCAGGGAGAAGUUAAGGAGGCGAGGCGACAUCUUAGUUUCAGCCAUUGACAACCCAACAACUGCUUCACCAAUCACAAUCGAUUCAUCUUGUUCAAAUCAUGCUGAAACUGACAGUUGUCCAGAAACUAUUAGAAGUUGCUCGUUGUCAUCUUCAAGUUUCCUAGAGUCGCUAGGGAAAUUGGCUCGUCCACCGACCCUGAACCCUGCAUCACAAGUUCCUUACAUGGUUACCCCUCUGUUAUCUCCUUACUAUUGUUGGUGCCCUCCAGGUUCAUCGGAUUUGCAGUACUCACCAGAACAUCCUGAACUCCCCCACUCAUUGACGGAAUCAGCUUUGCUUCCACCACUUUCAUCUUUGUUGCCGCCCAAUAUGCCCUCGAGCAUGUUGUCAACAAAACCACAUCUUAAUUUGGCCGAUUCCCCCUUGCUUGAUUUCCCUGCAUUUUUCCCAGACCCACUGGUUAGGCUAGCAAGGCCAACUUCUCAGCAGAUCCCAACUUUCACACCCUUGAUGUGCGACCCAAUUGUUCACAUUCCAGUCAUCGAUAUUUGCUCGUCGGGUCAAGGAUACUUGGUCAGCGCUGGUCCCACUAUUUCAACAACAAUAUCUCCCCUGCACUCAAAGCUUGCGAACAUUCCUGAAACUGAUUCUAUGCUGGAGAAAGGUGCCAGAGAGACACUGCGACUUCUAAUCAGUGGUUCGACCCAGAAUAGCUCACAGCUGAUAGAUGUAUUGCCUGCUAUGCUAUCAAAUGCGCAUGAGAAUCGAAACAUGCUUGUUGCUGGGAGCCGGGGUCUCUACAGUGGAACCAGGGACGUUGACGUGAUUGCAAAGAGCAUUGCAGCCAUGGGUCUGGUUUCACUGCCUGGGAUAUCGAAUAUGGCAAGUGUUUUGGAUAAUUCUAGCAGUCGCGACAGUUUUAAUAUGCAGGAAGAGGGAUCAAGUGGGCUGGAUGGACCUUGUUCGGAAGAUAAAGGUACCGCCUUUUGUUCGGAUUAUAGGGUAAAGAGGGGUGAUGAAUAA
Messenger RNA from Pyrus x bretschneideri (Chinese white pear), 2391 nucleotides. RefSeq lists its product as uncharacterized. The transcript has 4 exons. The coding region runs from base 295 to 2391 and encodes 698 amino acids. The record is from RefSeq and is a predicted model, not a curated record. NCBI's taxonomy places the organism in Eukaryota, Viridiplantae, Streptophyta, Magnoliopsida, Rosales, Rosaceae.